Molecule: messenger RNA, 4590 nt
Organism: Megalopta genalis
Lineage: Eukaryota; Metazoa; Arthropoda; Insecta; Hymenoptera; Halictidae
Biological process (GO): regulation of DNA-templated transcription
Molecular function (GO): RNA polymerase II cis-regulatory region sequence-specific DNA binding; DNA-binding transcription factor activity, RNA polymerase II-specific
Source: RefSeq, a predicted model, not a curated record
GACUGCCUUCUUUUCGACAGUUAGUACGUAAUCCGCGGACUCUAACCGCAAACUAGAAUGACGCGACGGAUCCGUGUACGAACGAAUUUCCAUAACCGAGCGAAUAAUUCCGUCACGCGCCAAAAGAACGAGGCAAAAGCGUCGUAAAGAACGAAGCGAAAGUGUUAAAGGAAAAUAGCGCCGCGUACCUCUUUUCCAUGCAGCUCGGUGGCUCUAUUAAUAGGAUUCCGGCGAGGCAAGUGUUAAAAUCGCGUAGGCUCGUUGCUCACUCCCGGCUAAACUAAGUGCACGCACAACAUUGUGGAAAGAGCGACAUGCACACGGUGGUCACAGGAGGCUUCGCCACCGGGCGAGCAAACAGAGGCGGCCGACGCGACACCCUUCCGAGCGCGUGCAGCAGCGGCGCGGCAGCUGAAGAAGAAGAAGACGACGACGACGAAGAAGAAGAAGAAGAUGGUGGCGGUCGCGGCGGAGGGCGAGGGAGGCUGCGCUCCUAUAUGUAGCCCCGAAUCUUAGUCGGAGCAACUAUUACGCCCGAAAACCUCGAGGCGGACGCACCCCUGUGUUAUUCGCAACGGGUACAGGGCACACGGUCGACGACAUCCGCGCGAGACGUAGAGCUGCUUUUUAUUUAUUUACACGGGAAAUUUACGCACCUCUUUUUUUUUUCUUCCAUCCUCCUCGGAAUCACGUGCCGUCGUCGUUGCGCCGUGACCGAUCGAAUUCACCACCGGACACGUCCCAGUGAUAUCUAUCUCCUGUGUGUGACAGUGCCGAUUUGGAACCGAGGUAUGGUUUGUGUGAUCGUCCGUUCGGGACUGUAAAGAGAGAGACCAAGGAAUACGAAAAUGCCGCGGGCCUUCCUGAUCACGCAUCGCCGGUACAACGGUGUCGACGAGGAGUUCGACGGUUCCGGAAGAGAUUUCAGCCCCGAGAGAGGCGUGAGACUGGCCGACUACAGCGGAAGUCAUCCGACGUCCGACGGCGCGAGCGAAUGCGGCAGUGAAACAUCGUCGGAGUGCCCCGAGGAGCUGUACAAUCUGACGAAAUUGGCAGAAGUCAGCCUAGCAGCGGCCGCUGGCACGUUGAUACAUCCCAGCAAUGUGAUCUAUCAGCAGCCGGCCUCGCCCAGGUGCGCUCAAUUCUCGGACAGGAUCAUGGCGCCCCGGUCGAAGCAGCAGGAGCUCCAGUUCCAAGACCACGGGCGGACGAUGGAGGACGAUCAGACACUUGGGGAGAGGACCAGGCUGUUCUUCGAGAGGAUCGAGUCCGAGCGCGAGAUCCUGCAGAGCCACUCGGAGAGGAACACGGUCCUGGGCAUCCACGUGUCCGCUCAUUCUCAUCGUCUGCAAGAGGAACGACGGCUACAGGUGUCGGACAAUUCGUUAGACAAAACAGAGCUGGACCCUGCCUCGGCGAUACCGUCGGCCAUACCGCACAGCAGAAGAACGACCUCGACCUCGACGGAGACGUCGAAGUCCGAGGACAACGAAGACCACGAGUGCCCGGAUUGCGGAAAGAAGUAUUCGACUUCCUCGAACCUGGCCAGACACCGGCAAACACACAGAUCCCUCGGUGACAAGAAGGCGAGGCGGUGCCCACACUGCGACAAGGUCUACGUCAGCAUGCCUGCGUUCAGCAUGCACGUCAGGACGCACAAUCAGGGGUGCAAGUGCCAUUACUGCGGCAAGUGCUUCUCGAGGCCGUGGUUGCUGCAGGGCCACAUACGCACGCACACAGGUGAGAAGCCGUUCAAGUGCACGAUUUGCAACAAAGCGUUCGCGGACAAGUCGAACCUGCGUGCCCACAUUCAAACGCACUCGAAUACGAAACCGCACGUGUGUGGCCGUUGCGGAAAAGCGUUCGCCCUGAAGUCGUAUCUGUACAAACACGAAGAAUCUUCCUGUAUGCGUGCCCAUCACCGUUCGUCCGCGGAAAGAACGGACGGUAACGAUCAGAAAAGUAGUACUACGUCCUCUGUGAAAUCGUGUCCGCCAUUGCCGUCCUCCUUGAACCGGCUGCCGACGACACCGCCCUGCGUCACCGCAUCCCCUACUAGCGUGAUAGUACCGCGGCUAGACCUGAACCGCGACCAAAGGAAUCCGUCUUCGGCAUUCUCCGCGAUCAUCAGACACACCAGGAUACCGGAAGCGCCGUUGAAACGACCCUGCCGGGCGAAAACGCCGGCCGACGAACCGGACAGAAACGUCGCCGAUAAUCAUUCAACGAAGAGCCAAGAAUGCGUGUCGCGUAUGGUGAUCAGAACGUCCGUCAUCUCGCCGAAUCCGGAACACCUAAGCCGUUUCAGCAACGACAGCCAGAAUUCCUCGAGCGGCUUCGAUUUCUCCGAUCCGACGAGAUCCUCCGCGUUCUCCAGACCAACCACGAUGACUCUCAACCUGGCCAUCGCGUAGAGAUCUGCAAUGCCGACCAUGCAUGUACAUCCGUGGUAGCUAUGUUACCGGGCAUCGGUGAAACAGAACUGAUUCCGUGGUGCGCCAUAAAGCUUAUCCUAUUUUCACCGGAACAGAAAGAGACGGUCGUGAAAGAAUUAUUAUCGAAACUCGAAGACGUCAUUAUUUGCUAGCAACUAGUGUCAUUCCUAUCGAUAUCGAGAUAAGUCCGUUAAGUUUUUUUUCUUUCUUUUUUUUUCUUCUUUUUUAGUAGCAGGAACGUUUGAAAUUCUGUCGUGCUGCCGGAUAACGCCUCGGCGGCAGCCACCCGUUUUUAUAGUCGAACGUAGAAAUCAAUCAUGAAUCGAGUAACCACGAUCGACAACGAUUGCGAGAGACGUACGUUAUUCCAUACACCUUCCUAAUUAGGGACCACCUAGCAGAUAGUCGUAGUGAAGAUGAAAUCGGUGAAUCGUCGAUUCCUAAAUGUCGUGUGCCUUGAACGUUAAUCUCGCGUGGACGGAUUCUGUUUUCUUCUUGAAAGACACGCCGCGUCGUUAUUUAGAGAAUAAUUUAUUGACCUGAAGUGGAAAUCCAGUGCCUGCAUACGCGUGUUAACUUUAAUAUUACUCACGUCGAUCGAAUCCAAAGUUCCAUGUGCUCUUCCAGGCAGCUAGAGAUUCCUUGAUGCUUGAUGCUAACGCGUAGUUGAUCGUAGAACAACGACGAAUGCCGGUCGAGGCCACUGUUUCCAUUUGCCGGCCUCGCAGAAUAGUUUACGCACUGAAACGGGGCAAUUUCAUUUCAGAGCUUCCUUCAAAUUCGAAUCAAAUAUGAAGUGGACAACUGCUCGCUUUUGAUUCCGAUACUUGCGUAAUGGAGGGGAUUGUCGACUUCCCCGACCGUGGCUGCGCAUGCGCCGUUACGACACGACGUAGUGCACAUAGCGACGCGUAGAUCGGCUUUCUGCUACACGGCGCACUCCCACCGCUUCGGUGUUCGUCUUACAGUUGGAGUGGGGAGGUUUGUCGGCGACCUCGCGGAGCGCGCGCACGCUAGAAACACACCCCUAUGACGCCGACAAAUGGAAACACUAGUUGAGGCGGGCAGAACGAAGAAACGGUUUGGCCAUUGAAACUGUAUAUUUCAAUUCUAAUUAGCCUCGGUAGAAGUAUUUGUACGUUUUGAAAGUUCUCUUUAGAAUACCGCCGCGUAGUUUAUACAUUCGCGAAGAGUGCGCAACGUACGAUUUAAACUUAACUCGAACUAUCGAAUAGUUAUCUAAGAUUAUUCGUCCGGAACGAUCGAUAGAGAAACGGAUAGAUGUAAUUUCGUGUGUCGGCAUGAUGGUAGCGAACGUGUACGUCCUAAGACGAUAGGUUUUAUAUUAUAAUAAUGCAUUAAACGCGCUUUCUUCUGUCGGUAGAACGCGUAUUGUCUGUGAUUCGAAGUUUACGGAAUUCGACUGCCAUAUAUGCGGUCACGUGGCCCUCUGUUGGUCGUACUGUACAAUAAGUAAAGAACCUUCUUUUCUUUCUUCAAUCCGUUACCGUCCGAUGGUAACUGUCCGAGUGUAAACUAGUCCAAUCCCGUAUUGCUAUUCUAAGCGCUAUCCGACGAAAUGUGUACAGGCGAGAUACACGAUCGAAUCGUGUAAUUAACGCGAAGGUGGAACGUUCGUCGAUUAAGAAACUCGAGCGAAAGAUUUCGAUGCGAACAGGGUAGCGCGAAAAUUCGAAUAGCAACGGCUAUGAUAAAAGAUUCUUACGUAGUUUAUCGAUCACAUUUUCUUUCCACUUGUAUAGUUGUACAUUAGAGGAAUGUGUUUACGUUAACCAGGAAGCAGCGAAGGCGUGCAUGAAAUGCGCGUGUCCUAGUCACCGAUCUUAAAACGAAGAUCGAACAUAGGGAUCCCGUAAUUGUAUUGUAAUAUUCUGUUGUAUAGUCGUGUGGGCAAACACGUUGUAAAUAGCAUUCCCUACGUUACACGUUAGCACUUAUCGUUAGAUUAUCUCGCAUUAUUAGUCCUUUUAAUUAGCGCAAUUUAAUUUACCGUUGUUUUACGUUUUAUGUAAUGUGCCAUUUGUACACCGGAGUGCCUAAGCAAACAUUUUACCAAUUUUUCUACGAAUUGUAAAAGUAUCGUCUACUACAACGAGAAAAUAUAUACAUACCGCUAUACACGCGUUUUAAUAUA